Messenger RNA from Zonotrichia albicollis (white-throated sparrow), 1159 nucleotides. The record is from RefSeq and is a predicted model, not a curated record. Lineage: Eukaryota; Metazoa; Chordata; Aves; Passeriformes; Passerellidae.
CCCAUGGGGUGGGGGUCUCACCUGGAGCAGCUCCCCUGGGAUCCCUGUGGGUCCCAUCUCUGGGCUGCGGAGGUUUUUUUGGGGCAGUCCCAUUUUCACACCUCUGGGGUGUCCCCCCCACUCCAGGUGUGUGGGGUCAGGGCCGUGUCACAGCCCCACCCCGAGCACGCCACUGCUGUCCCCACAGGUGGCAGGACCUGGUGGUGGGCGCCCCCUACUACUUUGAGAGGAAGCAGGAGGUGGGGGGCGCCGUGUUCGUGUACAUGAAUGAGGCUGGGGGCUUCCAGCAGCUCCCCAGCCUGGUCCUCACCGGGCCCAGCUACUCCGGCUUUGGCUUUGCCCUGGCCAGCAUCGGGGACAUCAACCAGGACGGCUUCCAGGAUAUCGCCGUGGGGGCUCCUUUUGAGGGGCCUGGCAAGGUUUACAUCUACCACAGCAGCGCCGAGGGGCUGCGGGACCGGCCCCGGCAGGUGAUCAGCGGGGCAGAGCUGGGCCCCACCAGGAUCAAAACCUUCGGGUACUCGCUGAGCGGGGGGCUGGACAUGGACGGGAAUUCCUACCCGGACCUGCUGGUGGGCAGCCUGAGCGAGAGAGUGGUCCUGCUCAGAGCCCGGCCUGUGAUCAACAUCCUGGACAAGACCUUCAUGGUGACCCCCAGCAAGGUGGACCCUGCCCAGUGCACGCCCAAGUCCUGCAUGACGGUGACCCUGUGCUUCUCCUACAACCAGAGCGCGGGGGACCCCAACUACAGCGAGAGGAUCACCCUGCAGUACACGCUGGAGGCUGACAAGGACCGGCACCCGCCCAGGGUCAGGUUCUCUGGGUCCCAAUCUGCCACCUACACCGGGGACUUCUCCAUGCCCGACACCCGCUGCCAGACCCAGGAGCUCCUGCUGCUGGACAAUGUGCGGGACAAGCUGCACCCCAUCGUGCUCUCCAUGAACUACUCCCUGCUGGAGAGGCCCAGAACCUUCCAGCUGGGCCCCCACUCCCUGGACGCCUUCCCUGUGCUCAACCAGGACCAGUCCCACGAGAACGAGACCAAGAUCGAGUUCCAGAAGGAAUGUGGCUCCGACAACCAAUGCUACAGCAACCUCCAGCUGCGGAGCAGCUUCGUCACCGAGCAGAACCAGCCUCUGCCCAGGUGACAGCAGGGCGC